This is a messenger RNA of Ceutorhynchus assimilis (cabbage seed weevil), 804 nucleotides long. NCBI's taxonomy places the organism in Eukaryota, Metazoa, Arthropoda, Insecta, Coleoptera, Curculionidae. The record is from the annotation of a GenBank genome assembly.
AUGAAAGAUGAGCAAGAAUAUCAAGAGGUAUUAGCACUAGAUAUUAUAACUGAAAAAGAUUUUUUAAAUAUUGCCAAAAUUGAAGCAAAAUCUGUCAAGGACUGGACAGAGAAAGUAUGUAUAAAUGAAACGCUUUUCAUAGAAUUUAAACUAGAUUCUGGGAUUGAAGCUAAUAUAUUGCCUAAAUAUAUAUUUAAUAAGUUGAAUAAUAAACUUGAAAUAAAGGAAAAUAAUAAAUCGUUAUUAGUAUACAAUAAAAAUAAUCUGAAUGUUUUAGGGGUUUGUAGAUUAUUAUCCGCCAGGUAUAACGAUGUUAAAAUGGAUUUUGAUUUCUACAUUUUAGAAGAAAAUUAUGAGCCUAUACUAGGAUUCAAGAGUUGUAUGCAACCUAAUCUAAUUAAGAGAGCAUCGUGCAUAGAAAAUAUGAAGGAAGACAAGAAUUCUGCUCUAAAAAUAAUUGAAAAAUAUGAUAACGUUUUCAAAGGCAUAGGUUGCAUUGAAAACCAAUGUAAAAUUAGACUUCAAUCAAACUAUGAACCCAACAUUGCCAGAUGCCGUAAACUUCCUUUAGCAUUGCACGAACAAAAAAGGGGCCUUAUUCUCAAAAACGUUAAAAACCUAAAGGGCACCAAGAUUAGCAUCACCGAAGAUUUGGAUAAAAACCGUUUGCUUCUUUAUAGAAAAUGUCAAGAAUCCAUCGACAGAAAAUCUGUUUUCACAUUGGAGGGUAACAUAUACGUUAAAAUAGAAGACAAAAAAUAUAAAAUACAGAGUGAAACUGAUUUGGAACAACUUAUUUCCUAG